AUGUCAUGUUGCGACAGUUCUAUCGCUGGUGAGCGAUUUCCAGGCACCGGAUGCUGCGGAUCAAGCUGCGCCGGAGGUAGAUCCGGAUGUCUAGCGUCUGAGCCGAGGAUACGCUCUUGUAUGUGUCAAGAGAACGUGGGUUGUCUGGACAGGGCAGAUUGCGGGGGAUUUCGACCGAGAGGUACGGCUGCCACUGGAGCAUGCCCUGGACCGUGUCAGUGCGCUGAGGAAGAGGCGUGGAAUAGUAAUUCACCGCCUAAGCCGAAUUGCGAGUGGCUAUCGAAUUUCAGUGAGUUGAGGAGACAGUGGAGCGAUCACGCGAGGAAGAAUAGUUGCAAGUGUUGCAAUUGUGCUCCGACAAGACGAGCAACGCCGUGCAGGCCCUGUCCCUCUCCCCCAAAACCCUGCAAAUCGUCCACCAGGACCUGCACCUUCGACGAAAGAUUGUCCGGUGGUGCCUGCGGGGGUGCGUCCUGCGACAACGACCAGCGAAGCUACCCGGGCACUUCCGCAGGGAACUCCUGUCAGCCCUGUGCCCCAAAAUCCAUCCUAAAGCCCCGCAGCUGUUGCCAAUGCACAGGCAACUACUGCAUGUGUCAACCAAUGCCCAGAAACUGCAACUGCCCGCCACCCCCGCAGGUCGAUGCCCGGGCCGAUCGUGAAUGUUCCUGCGAGUGUCCCUCUUCCCCAGAAUGCGCGUGUCCCCCGAGUGAGCGGAAAUUCCCGAAGACCAAAGUUCGCUGUCCAAACGCUAGAUUGUGCUGUCCAACACCUAGACCCCAGCCCGGGCCCAAGUGCAAUUGCUCCAAGUGUCAGCCAUGUCUUCCGCCGCCAUGUGACCCCUGUACCUCAACAAAAUGCCGGCCGGCGGUUGUCAAGGUCGCGCCAUGUCCCCCGGAGCCACCUUGUUCACCCUGUAACCCAACUCCGGCGUGCUGUCCCAGACCAUCAUCCCCACCGUGUGCCCCCAGCAGACCCCAGACAGCGAACCGAGUGGGCUGCAUGCCACCCUGCAGACGACCAGGUCAGUCUGCCUUUCAUCCCACGAUUUAUUCUCGUAGUUGUGCAUUUUUAAAUCAUGAUGACAUUGAAAAGGAAGUGGAGGGGACAGGUAAUAGACAGCAAGUCAGGGGGAAAAAGGGUCAGUGUCAGUGCGGGGAUGAUGGUCGCGGGUGUGCCGAUGAUUGUCAAUUUUGUUGUUCUGUAAAUUGUGCUAAAGAAUCACCGGAACUGACGAAAAAUGAGACAUCUAGGGUUCAGAGUCAAUGCAACUGUAGCUCGUGUGCUCAUAAAGGACAACUCAGGGAGGAAAAGAGUCAGUGUCAGAGCAGUGAUGACGGUCGCGGGUGUUUUGAUGACUGUCGAUCUUAUUGUUCUGUCAAUUGCGCUGACGACUCCGCGGACAGAACGAAUGAGAUGUCUAGGGUUCGGAGUCAGCACAACUAUAACUUUGAUGCUCGUAAAGGACAACAACUCAGGUGGAAGAAGAGUCAAUGUCAGUGCGGUGACGACGGUCGCGGGUGUUCUGAUGACUGUCGAUCUUGUUGUUCUGUCAAUUGCGCUGACGACUCCGCGGACAGAACAAACAAUGAGAUGUCUAGGGUUCGCAGUCAGCACAACUAUAACUUUGAUGCUCGUCAAGGACAACAACUCAGGGGGAAAAAGAGUCAGUGUCAGUGCGGUGACGACGGUCGCGGGUGUUCUAAUGACUGUCGAUCUUGUUGUUCUGUUAAUUGCGCUGAUGACUCCGCGGAAAGAACGAAUAAUGAGAUGUCUAGGGUUCGGAGUCGGCACAACUAUAACUUUGAUGCUAGUAAAGAACAACAACUCGGGGGGAAAAAGAGUCAGUGUCAGUGCGGUGACGCUGGUCGCGGAUGUUCUGAUGACUGUCGAUCUUGUUGUUCUAUCAAUUGCGCUGAAGACACAGCGGAAAGAACGAACAAUGAGAUGUCUAGGGUUCGCAGUCAGCACAACUAUAACUUUGAUGCUCGUAAGGGACAACAACUCAGGGGGAAAAAGAGUCAGUGUCAGUGCGGUGAUGACGGUCGCGGGUGUUCUGAUGACUGUCGAUCCUGUUGUUCUGUCAAUUGCGCUGAAGACUCAGCGGAAAGAACGAAAAAUGAAACGUGUCGUGGUUGUGCGGCUGACUGUCAGCACUAUUGUGCGCUUGAAUGUUCUCGUGAAAUACAUAACGACACAAGAAAGAGAAUUUCCGCUGGCUCAGACGUUGAAACAACCCGGAGAUAUUCAAAUGAGACGGGAAUAAUGGAAAAGCGUAAUGUUGAUGAACUCAUUGAGAGCAACUCGAACACUCAACACUCACAGGACUCGUCACAAUUAAGAGAUUUGCGGGUGGUGAGGUGUUCCAGUGCUUCAGCAACUCCAAAGAGAUCGACUAGACUGUUGCAGUCACUCAUGCGGGGAAAAUCAUCAAAGGCUGGUGUUCAUCAUCAAGACAGUAAUUACAACGGUUGA
Messenger RNA from Diachasma alloeum, 2475 nucleotides. Its product is annotated as balbiani ring protein 3-like. The record is from RefSeq and is a predicted model, not a curated record. The transcript is spliced from 3 exons. NCBI's taxonomy places the organism in Eukaryota, Metazoa, Arthropoda, Insecta, Hymenoptera, Braconidae. The coding region runs from base 1 to 2475 and encodes 824 amino acids.